This is a messenger RNA of Carassius auratus (goldfish), 2281 nucleotides long. RefSeq names its product gasdermin-E-like. Bases 121 to 1539 code for a protein of 472 amino acids. Lineage: Eukaryota; Metazoa; Chordata; Actinopteri; Cypriniformes; Cyprinidae. Gene Ontology annotation, biological process: programmed cell death. Gene Ontology annotation, cellular component: cytoplasm. The transcript has 11 exons. The record is from RefSeq and is a predicted model, not a curated record.
CCGGACUUCUUCCUUGAGCCUUUGUGUCAGUCAGUUGUUGUGUUCAAUCGCGAAGAGAGCAAGAGACGGUGUCCUUCCAGUGCAUUUCUACAUUUAUUAAUUAACCUGAACUCAUGAAAGAUGUUUGCGAAAGCCACUAAGAACCUGGUCUAUGAGAUCGACGUUGAUGGUUCCCUGAUCCCAGUGUCCCGUCUGAAUGACUCGGACGGUCUGACUCCUCUGGCCCUGGUCAUCAAGAGAAACCGCUACUGGUUUUGGCAGCGGCCCAAGUACCUAACAUCAGACUUCAAACUAAAUGAUGUUCUUGUGGGAGAUCCCAUAAAUCCAGCUGUGGUUGAAACUGAUUUUUUGACCUUUAAUGGCAAAGUUGUGGAUAACAAAAGUGGAAGUGCUGCAGCUGAUUUUGGGCCGGGGACCAUUAAUACGGGGGUUGCUAGCUCCAGCAAACUUCAGUCAGCGUUUGGAAACCUUAAGAAGCAGGAGGUGGAUGUACAGAAUCUCUUACAGCUUUCCAAGUCCAGAGUUCUGGACCUGACACACUCUCUGAUCGAGCAGACGCGGGAGUCUCACAGGGAGGUGCUGACGCUCGUGAAGGAGCGAAUCGUCACCACUCAGCCCUGCACCGUCACAGAGGACGUUCAGGAAGGUGGUACCUGCACUGGAAUGUUUGGGUUCAAUAAAACCAUAAAGGUGUCAGUCAAUGAUAAAGAGAAGCCUUUUGUCGAGUAUGACACUAAUGUGUCGAUCAACAUCCCUCCCAAAACCACCAUUGCUUACAGUGUGAUUGAACUAGAAGUUGCUCAAACUGGACACUACGAACUGUGCCUGCUGCCUAAUAUCAAGGGUGGUUUUGAAGUUGACGGGCCAGUGAAGGUGCAGAAAGCAAGAACAGUUAGUGCUGCACCUGGGAAAACAACCAAUAAACUGCAGGAAGAUCUGGAAGGACUCCAAGGGCAGCUGACAGUUCUCUCUAAACUCCCAUCCAGCACUCGCUCCUCAUUAUUCCAGCAGAUCUCUCAGCUCCUGCAGGACAGUGCAGCCAUCAGCGUGCUGGAGGACGCACUAGAGGACCUGUGUGAUGGGACGCAGGCUGAUCCCAGUGCAUUAGAGAAGGUGCCUGCUCUGAAGGCCACACUGGAGCUUAUACAGAAGACCGCUGGUGCUAGCCCCUCUGGAAAGCAGAAGAAACUCAGCGCUCUGACUGCCACCCAUCUGCUCAUCAGCUCCUUAGAUGAGAUGACUGACUCUGCUCUGCUUGAGCUCAAAUCCUGCUGCAGUUACGCAACCCUGCAAGCUUUACUUCAUCUUGUGCAAAAUAUGAUUUCAAAUAAGAAGUCCUCUCUGAAAGAUGCUGCUCUGGCUGCGUUAACCGAUGAGAAGGUUUUCAAGAACGUUACAUCACUCUUUGCUUCCUGUAACGUGAAGCUGCUUAAGCAGAAGGACUCAGUUGCUACAAAAAUCAGCAACCCACAGGAUCGCCUUCCUCUCAUGCUGUGCAUUGCUGUUAAAGGCUUGGCAUCUCUAGUGCCCCCUGUCUGACUGGAGGACAACCGCAAAGCUAUGUAAACUGUGGACCAAAGGGCACUUAAAGCUGUGGACAAUCUACAAACCCUGGGAUAUGAAAAAUAUUAUUAAUCCUUAAGAGGCCUUUUUUUAUAGAAAUUUUCUAUUCAUUUUAAACUUUUUUUUUUUUUUUUAAGUAUCAAAACCUUGAGUGAAUAUACAGUUUUACCAAGUUCACGACACCAAUAACAUGGAAUUUAUCCCCUGUAAUGCGAAUUUUACCACAGGAAUCUUGCCCAAAAUUUGUCUUUUUUUUUUUAUUCCCCUGAACAUGAUUUUGACCGGGGGAACCACCUUGAAACGCGAUUGGGCUAGUUCAGAGUAGCAACUGGGUGCGGGUUUUGUUGUCAAAAUCUGGCAACCUUGGAAAUACACUUAUGUAAAAAUGUGUGCAAAUGCACAAUAAAUUGUUUACAUCGUAUUUUGUCCAUGUUUUCUUAAAUUCCUUAACUCAGUUUUUUUUCCAUCUAAACUUCAACAAGAGCAAAUCUGCAAAUCUUACGAUCAAUUCUUAUGCGUAUGUGUGAUUCAUAGAAUGAAUGUAUGCACAGAAAACACACAUACGCCUCUCUUUCAGAUGUGAAAUCUAUGAAUGGCAAAUGAUCUUGAACUUGCGCACAACUGGUUUCAGCUCUCUGCCUUCUAAAUGAAUCCUAAUUAAUGUCAUUAACGUAUAAAUGAUCAACAGUCAUCAUCCAGAUCCUUUUCAAUGUAGAAG